AUGGCUGUCCUUCUGGAAACAAGCAAGGGCGACAUCGUCAUCGACCUCCUGACCGAUGACUGCCCGAUAACGACUAAGAACUUUCUUAAGCUGUGCAAGAUCAAGUACUACAACAAUUGCCUCUUCCACAAUGUCCAGCGCAACUUCAUCGUUCAGACUGGGGACCCCACAGGGACUGGCAAGGGCGGCACGUCAAUCUAUGGCAAGCUGUACGGCGACCAGGCACGCUUCUUCGAGGACGAGAUCCGUCCGCACCUAAAACACACACGACGCGGCGUGGUGGGUAUGGCCUCCCCUGGAGAGGGUCUCAACGCCUCCCAGUUCUACAUCACCACGGGGGACGAGCUCGACAGUCUGGACGGAAAACACACAAUCUUUGGCACGGUAGCUGAGGGCUGGGACGUGUUGGACGCCAUCAACGAAGCGUUCGUGGAUGCAGAGGGCAGGCCCUUUCAAAACAUCCGUAUCCGCCACACCAUUAUCCUGGAUGAUCCCUUCCCCGACCCCACCCAGCUGGAUACCCUCGUACCCCCAGCAUCUCCACCUCUGGAGUUUGGGGAGGUGAGGGACUCUGGCGGGCACCGGCUCGAGGACGACUGGUUGCCUCAUCAGGACACCCGGCCGCAGGAGGAGGUGGAGGCGGAGAGUCGGAGGGCGGAGGCGCAUCACCGGGCGGUGGUGCUGGAGAUGGUGGGGGACCUGCCGGAUGCCGACGCCAAGCCCCCGCCCAACAUGCUCUUCAUUUGUAAGCUCAAUCCGGUAACCAGCGAAGAAGACCUGGAAAUCAUUUUUAGCAGGUUCGGUCGUGUCACCUCGUGUGACAUCAUUCGCGACUGGAAGACCGGAGACUCGCUCAACUACGGGUUCAUCGGAUUCGACAGUGACGAGGCCUGCGAGGCAGCGUACUUCAAGAUGAACAACGCCGUCAUCGACGACCGCCGUGUGCGGGUGGACUUCAGCCAGUCCGUACACCACCUGUGGAGGCAGUUCAAAAAGUGA
Volvox carteri f. nagariensis is the source of this 999-nucleotide messenger RNA. RefSeq lists its product as uncharacterized. Lineage: Eukaryota; Viridiplantae; Chlorophyta; Chlorophyceae; Chlamydomonadales; Volvocaceae. Gene Ontology annotation, biological process: protein peptidyl-prolyl isomerization. Gene Ontology annotation, cellular component: nucleus. The record is from RefSeq and is a predicted model, not a curated record. Bases 1 to 999 code for a protein of 332 amino acids. Gene Ontology annotation, molecular function: RNA binding; peptidyl-prolyl cis-trans isomerase activity. The transcript has 9 exons.